AUGAGCAAGAUAUUGAAGUUGGGCUCCGUGGCUCUAGUGUCAAGUGCAUUGGCAACUUCUUACUACUUCUAUGCGGUCGACAGAUACGGCUAUCACUACAACCACUCUAUGUGGAAAAAAGUGAGCGAUACAACCAGAGGUCUGCUGGACAGGAAACAGGAUAUCGAGCGUAGUAGCCCACCUACUUCCGAGAUGCGUGAAGUGGUCCAGAGACCUAUUUCUGAGACUUUUAAGGACCUAUGGAACGAGCAAAUUAGAGAGACUGUGAAAUGGGUUUACUCAUUUGGUAAUUGA
This is a messenger RNA of Torulaspora delbrueckii, 294 nucleotides long. RefSeq names its product Mic12p (gene MIC12). The coding region runs from base 1 to 294 and encodes 97 amino acids. Gene Ontology annotation, cellular component: mitochondrial crista junction; MICOS complex. Gene Ontology annotation, biological process: cristae formation. The transcript has a single exon. NCBI's taxonomy places the organism in Eukaryota, Fungi, Ascomycota, Saccharomycetes, Saccharomycetales, Saccharomycetaceae. The record is from RefSeq and is a predicted model, not a curated record.